Osmerus eperlanus (European smelt) is the source of this 1782-nucleotide messenger RNA. RefSeq names its product piggyBac transposable element-derived protein 4-like. The record is from RefSeq and is a predicted model, not a curated record. The coding region runs from base 1 to 1782 and encodes 593 amino acids. Lineage: Eukaryota; Metazoa; Chordata; Actinopteri; Osmeriformes; Osmeridae. The transcript is spliced from 2 exons.
AUGAGCGACGAAGAAACUUCGUCGUCGGAUAAUGAGAGUGGCGAGGAUGAGCUCGAGGACCCUGAUUUUGUUGCGGAAAACGUGAGUGACGACGACGAGCAGCCUGGGCCAUCAACAACCCCUACCCCCACCCCCACAACAAGCCGACGGAGGCCAUCACAGAGGGGGCGUGGAAGGAAUCAAGAUCAGGCCAAGACCAGGUCAAGAUCUCCAGCCCAGUCAGCAGCACAACCACAACAGAGCUCUGAGCCAUGGAAAACCGAGACUGAUCCUGACACUGCCCCAAAAGCCAGUAGGUUCAGGCCCCGCAGACCACCAGGAGCCCAGGUGGAUUUGCAUUCAGAGUACACACCAAAGGACCUCUUCCUGCUCUACUUCGCUGCAGAUACAGUGAGGACACUCUGCAGAAACACCAACAAACAGGCAGCAAGAAAACAGCAGAAGGGGAGCAAAUACCAGUGGACUGAUGUUGAUGUUGAGGAAAUGCACAAAUAUAUGGGUCUCCUCAUGUACACUGCAUUGGUGACUCUGCCAAGUAUCCAGGACUACUGGAAAAAAAACCACAUCUUAUCUGUGCCAUUUCCAGCGAAGGUCAUGCCAAGAGACAGAUUCCGGUCCAUAUCAUGGAGCAUCCACCUCAGUGAUCCAGAGGAGGAUGUCAGAAAUGACCAGCUCAAGGGUACACCACAGCACGACAAACUGUUCAGGGUCAAACCUCUGAUGGAUGACAUUCGGACUGCCUGCCAGGCUUAUUACCAUCCAAAGAAGGAACUGUCAGUCGACGAGAGGAUGGUGGCUACAAAAGCUCAAACUGGCAUGACCCAGUACAUGAAGGACAAACCAACCAAAUGGGGGAUCAAGCUCUUUGUGUUGGCAGAGUCGAACAAUGGCUACACCCUGAACUUCAAUGUGUAUGUUGGGAAAGCACACACACCCAGCGUGCAUGGACUGUCAUAUGAUGCUGUCAUGGACCUCAUUCAGCCAUCACAUCUUGGUACAGGAUACCAUAUUUAUAUGGACAACUUCUAUACAAGACCAGAACUGUUCCUGAGAUUGGCUAGUAUGAAUUUUGGAGCCUGUGGGACCUACAGGAGCAACAGGAAAGGGUGUCCUAGUGGCAGAGAAAAUGACCUCACCACCAAAUCCAAGAGGGGGACUGUGAGAUGGAUCAGAGAGGAUCCCCUGGUCUUUGUGAAGUGGAUGGAUACGCGGGAGGUGUCGGUGUGCUCCACAAUCCACCCAGCGUUUUCUGGCGAGGCUGUCAAGAGGAAGGUGAAGGAAGGACCUGGACACUGGGUAGUAAAAGACAUUCCCUGCCCUACUCCCAUCAUGGCCUACAACAAGCACAUGGGAGGGGUUGACCUGUCGGACCAGCUUAUUCAGUAUUACUCCGCCCACCGCAGAACUGCUUACUGGUACCGUACCCUGUUUGUGCACUUUGUGGACAUGGCAGCAACCAAUGCAUACAUCCUGCACUGUGACAUCAGCACAACCCAACAGGUCACACCCAUGACACACAAGAACUUCAUGGCAGAACUUGUGGCCCAGCUGUGCGGAGUGAACCAGGCAGGGGUUCCAGUUCAAAGGAGCACCAACCAUGUUCCUGUUGCCAUUUCCAAUGUUACAGAGGCCAAAGACAAAGCCACAGCAGGCCGCAGGGCUUGUCAACACUGUCAACAAGUUGACAAGAAAAGGUACGUCACUCCAUGGAAGUGCAAGGCCUGUGAUGUGGCUCUCUGUGCCAUUUUGGACAGAAACUGUUUUGAGAAGUGGCACAAAUAG